CAAAAUAUAUUUUCUUUAUUUUUAAAAUAAUUUUUUUCAGUAUAUAAACUACUCACUUUGUGUGUCGCUAGUGCGUGUGUACAUGCGAUUUGGAAGAUUAAAUUCCCUAAACAAGAAAAGUAUCUUUUUCACGGUUAAGAUUUUGAGAUCUCACAAGUAACUGCACCAAUUUUGGUCGCGCUGAUCACAAUCAAAAACUUGCAACAACAUUACAUAUGAUUUUUUAAAACUUACUCUUCUAAACUUACCCCUUUGAUACUAAUAUUUUGUCGUAAAUAUAAGCAAUUAGAUAUUGUACUAUACAUGCUAAACUAUUCACUUAAAAUACAUACUUUUUAAAAAUUUAAGAUAAAAAUUUCUCCCUUACUUGGAAUAAUUUCGGCAUUAUAAUUAGAUACACAGAUUGUUUUAUUGCAAAAAUACAUCCCUAUAAAAUAUCUCAAAAAAUUAUCCUCGCAUAUUGCCGCACACUAAUGCAUUCAUCGAGACUCAUAAAAACUUCACUCAUCAAUAUUCCUAUAUCCAACGACCUCGUACUUCAUAUUACGGUAUGAAACUGAUGUGUUGAAUUCAUGGCCAAUUAAAAUCUAUUACAGUGACGGGCGGAGAUAUAAUAUAUCGUUUCAGCAUCGAAUCAGUAUUUAGCUCGCUGUCGAAAUAAGAGGGAGGACACGGAGGAAGAAAAUCCAUCAUGUCGCGUGCGCCGCAGCGAAGGCAGACCGCUCCGGACCUUCUCAUUCCCAUCCCGAUGGACACAUUCCUCAGCGAAGAAAACGACCGGAUCCAGAUCGAGGAUGAUGACGUCUGCGAGUGCCCAUCUCCGCGACAAAAUCACUCCAAGUACAUCGGGGACUACGUCAAUCCAGCGGGUAUCGAUCGCUCGUCCGUGCAUAACAACAAACAUUUCAUCAGGAUCGCCCUCAUGAAGCACGCACGUCAAGAAGGUUGCAGAUUUCAGCUCUGCAAGGAUCUCGAGAAGCUGAGUGGAACGGACGAGACGAACACGUUCCUCGCGGCCUGCGAACCGAAUGAGAUCAACGUCUUGUUGUUGUACGCGAGUUUCCUCGGUCGUGCUGAUCUCAUUUGCCGUUUGUGCGAACACGAUGCUAACGUGAACCACGCCGAGUCUGACGUGGGUCUUACAGCCUUGCAUUUGUGCGCGUUUCGAAAUUGCCUGUACGGUGUUCGGUAUUUGAUAGAGAAGAAGGACGCGAACAUCCGUUUCAAUCAGACUCACACGCCGUUUCAUUACGCCGCCUUCGGUAAUUCCUACGACGUCGCUCGUUAUUUCCUGGAGUUACCUGUGACCCAAGAGGCGUCUUCUCAGGACGAGGAGACGGUGCUACAUGUGGCGGCGCGUGCCGACGCUGUACGCGUGCUCUCGCUGUUAGCUCUGAAUAACAACGAGAUGGACCGAUUCGACCGGAACGGGUUCGCCGCUAUCCAUUACGCCGCUUUGUACGGUAACUUGGAAUGCUUGAACGUGUUUCUGCAGUCGGACUGUCCAGUAAAUUUGCCCACCGAGUCGAAGAAGACCGCUUUGCACAUGGCCGCGACGGGAGGUUGGGUGGACGUGGUCCGUCUCCUGAUCGAAUCGAAUGCGGAUAUUCAGCAGCAGGAUCAGGCGGGAGACACGGCCUUGCACGCAGCCGUGAAUUUUCACAGACUGGAGUGCGUGGAGGCCUUGCUGGUACACGACGCCGACCCGAACGCGGAGAACAACAUAGGUCGAUCGUCCCUGCAUCAGGCCCUGAAUGGCUCCCCAAUAAGCGACAACAUCAUCGAACUUCUGCUGACCGCAAAUGCGGAUGUGAAAAAAGCCGACAGAUACGGCAACACGCCUCUUCACAUCGCCGCCUCGAAGGAGCUGUCACGAUACGUUAAUCUGCUGAUCGAGCGCGAGGCCGACCUCAGCGCUAAGACCAAGGAAGGCACCAGUGCCUUAUCCAUCGUCCUGCGCAAGACUCCCACUUGCUUGGACAUCUUCAAGCAAAGGCUGGAUAAAUUUGUCACCCUGCAGGGGCAAGGGUUCGUCGCUGGCGAGCUGAAGCUGAAAAUGGAAUUCCGUCCGUUGUUGCCGCCAGAGCAUUGUGGACAGAGCGACAUCAGUUAUCUGAACAUGUUCGUGAAAGAGGGCUACAAGGAGAUCCUGCAGCACCCUCUGUGCCAGUCCUUCCUUCAUCUCAAGUGGAAGAAUAUCAGGAAGUUUUACAUCGCCAGGUUGUUUUCCUACCUGGUCUAUCUGCUGUUCCUCAUGAGCUGGGUGAUGACCGGUCUGGCCUAUAACUGUUACAACGAAUCGCACGGGAUCGAACGCAAGCCACCUCUCUGCACUGAUGCGUCCGGGAUCUUUGUUAUUUCGAAAAACCGCGCGAUACUCGAGGAGCAGUGGGUCAUGCUGGUGGUGCUCACCCUGUUAGAGAUCGUUCGCAAGAUCACUGUGUUGCCCAGUUACCUUACCGUCCGACAGUUCUUCACGCAGGAGAACCUGGUGGACUGGUGCCUGAUACUGACCGUGCUCGCGAUCUCGUGCGUGUACACCGACAGAACGUAUGCUUGGCAGAGAUACCUCGGUGCCUUCGCCGUGUUCUGCGGCUGGAGCAACUUGAUGCUGAUGAUAGGCCAAUUCCCGAUGUUCGGCACUUACGUCGCGAUGUUCACCAGCGUGCAAGCCGAAGUCUUUAAGCUCCUUCUAGCGUACGCCUGCCUUCUGGUGGGCUUCACUGCCAGCUUUUGCAUUAUCUUCCCACACGACGAGCUGUUUAGCAGCUUCAGCAUGGCUUUCAUCAAGAUUCUCGCGAUGAUGACCGGCGAACUGACUUUUGACUACUUCUUUCAAUCUAACAAAACAUUCUCCCAAGCCGACUUGCCGGACGUAAAUCGGAAUACCUGGGUCUUCCAGCAAAUCUCAGCUCAAUUCUUCUUCAUGCUGUUCCUGCUGAUCGUGACGAUCGUGCUGAUGAAUCUACUGAUCGGGAUAGCUGUGCACGAUAUCAAAGGACUGCAGAAGUCGGCGGGGCUUGAGAAACUCGUUCGUCAGACCAAUCUGAUUUACGACAUGGAAGUCGCGCUCCAUACCGCGGUUCUGCCGAAACGUCUGUUGAAGUGGUUGCGGUGGUCCGCGUUGAUUCAACCAUCGCCAGUGUGCCCCGAUAUAACCGUCCAUCCGCUAAAUCCCCGAGAGACGAGCUUACCGCGCGAUAUUCUCUCGGCUGCCUACUCAAUAGCCAAAGAAGGAAACGAGUAUAAUAAUUCACCUUUAUCACGUAGGAACACUUACGGUUCCCGCGAUUGCGCAAAAACUUUUCUGAAAGAUGACGUCUCUACCGCGUCGCGCCGCCGAUGUAGCUUCGAUGAAAACACAUUGACACAAAAUUACAACAUACUUAAGAACGACUUUGUAGAACUCAAGAUGAUUUGUAAAAAGAUUCUGACUCUCCUUCAAGAGCCCAGAAGGACGCACAGUACAA
Dinoponera quadriceps is the source of this 3470-nucleotide messenger RNA. Its product is annotated as transient receptor potential channel pyrexia-like. Gene Ontology annotation, molecular function: protein binding; monoatomic ion channel activity. The transcript has a single exon. Gene Ontology annotation, biological process: transmembrane transport; monoatomic ion transport. Gene Ontology annotation, cellular component: membrane. Lineage: Eukaryota; Metazoa; Arthropoda; Insecta; Hymenoptera; Formicidae. The annotation marks the transcript as partial. The record is from RefSeq and is a predicted model, not a curated record.